Messenger RNA from Sphaerulina musiva SO2202, 1776 nucleotides. RefSeq names its product mRNA capping enzyme, alpha subunit. Gene Ontology annotation, cellular component: mRNA capping enzyme complex. Bases 78 to 1430 code for a protein of 450 amino acids. The record is from RefSeq and is a predicted model, not a curated record. The transcript has a single exon. Gene Ontology annotation, molecular function: mRNA guanylyltransferase activity; ATP binding. Gene Ontology annotation, biological process: 7-methylguanosine mRNA capping. Lineage: Eukaryota; Fungi; Ascomycota; Dothideomycetes; Mycosphaerellales; Mycosphaerellaceae.
UCUUCUCUCUACACCACCAUCACAUACUAGGCACUGCAUCCAUACAGGCCCGGUACCCAUCAAAUCCACAUGUCCUAAUGGGCACACCAUCACUCGACAAGGUGCCGCACCUGCACAAGCUGCCCCGCCAAGAUGCGCGCUUCCACCAAGAGACGGUGGCCGACCUGCUCAGACGCCGCGACACCAAAUUCCCUGGCGCGCAACCCGUGUCAUUUGCGCGCCGACAUCUGAAAGAGCUAGAGCGUGCAGACUACUUCCUGGCCGAGAAGACCGACGGUAUCCGCCUGCUGCUGUUCCUGACGCAGACGCAGGACGCCAUGGGCCACUGGGUCGAGACGCAGUUUCUCAUCGACCGCAGGAAUGACUACUAUCACAUCGAGCAGGGCUACUUGCACCUGCCAUGCCCCACGCCUGAUGGCCGUCCGGGCCCCGAUGGCCGCCCCUACGACAUCAAGAGCUUCCACCACAACACUCUCCUCGACGGCGAGCUCGUGCUGCAGCGCUUCCCCAAUCGCCCGCCGCAGCUGACCUACAUCAUCUUCGACAUCCUGGUCUUGCGCGGGCAGAACAUCGCCGAGCGCGAGUAUGGCUAUCGCAUCGACAAAAUCCUCCGAGGCGUCAUUGGGCCCUACAAGCAGUUUGCAAAGGACUUCCCCGAGGACAACAGCGCCCAGCCGUUUCAGAUCGAGGCGAAGAAGCCUAGUACCUCCUACGCUGCGCCUGAAAUGUUCAAGAACGUACUGCCAAACCUGCCGCAUGGCAACGACGGCUUGAUCUUCACUUGCAAGGAUACUCCGUAUGUUAGUGGCACCGAUCAACAUAUUCUCAAGUGGAAGCCGCCGCACGAGAACACCAUCGACUUCAAACUGCAGAUUGGCGCUUUCCCGGAAUUGGAAGACGAAGAUGGAAAGUACGAGGACUUUGACCAGAAGCCCGAGAUCGAGCUUCUCGUUUUCCACGGCAACAACAACGACUACCGUUAUUUCGCCCACCUGCACCUCACCGACCGGGAAUGGGACGCCAUGAAAGCCCUGCCCGAACCCUUCGAUCACAAAAUCAUCGAGUGCUGGCGCGAGAAAGAGACGGGCAAUUGGCGACCAAAAAUGGACGAAGACGGUACACCACGUUUCAGAGACGACAAAGAGCAUGCCAAUCACAUCUCUGUGGUGGAUAGUGUGCUUCAGAGCAUUGAAGAUGCAGUCACCGAGGAGGACUUGAUCGCUGCAUUCAAUCCCAUCAGGACCGCCUGGAAGGAGAGGGAGUCGAGGGCGAAAGAGGCGGAGCUCAAGAUGCGACAAGCCCAACACCAACAGCAUCAGCAGCAGGCACAGAGGCAGCCCCGAGACUCUGGUCUGGCCAAGAGUUCUCAGCCACUAGAUACUAGCAAGAGGACAUCUAGCCCGCCUGACGACGGUCCCGGGUACGUCUGAUAUGCAUCGGCGAACAUUGUACACAAGGCCGUGGGCGAAGCCUUUAGCCGAGCACCCAUUGAAGACAAGACGGUGGUGUUCGAAGUGCAUCUAUUGCUACACAUGGCCACUUUUGCGAGGGUCGCGCUCGGAUAAAUGGAGGAGGCGUUGGAUUACAAUCAUUUCCAUGAAAAUGGCAGCAUAGGACAAGGGGGCGUCAUUGGUUAUAUAUGCGUAUGAUACCCCUUGGGAAUUUGGGAAUUUGGACAUAGCAGACAUUCAGUACAACGCAUGCGCUGCGAAUAUGAUGCAUUAAUAAACAACUUGCUCGAACCAGAUUGCAGCGUGCGAGGAGUGACAGUCCGAC